Messenger RNA from Austrofundulus limnaeus, 2892 nucleotides. It is a transcript of the gene dync1i1a, whose product is annotated as dynein cytoplasmic 1 intermediate chain 1a. Gene Ontology annotation, molecular function: dynein heavy chain binding; dynein light chain binding. Gene Ontology annotation, biological process: transport along microtubule. Lineage: Eukaryota; Metazoa; Chordata; Actinopteri; Cyprinodontiformes; Rivulidae. Bases 305 to 2248 code for a protein of 647 amino acids. The transcript is spliced from 19 exons. Gene Ontology annotation, cellular component: cytoplasmic dynein complex. The record is from RefSeq and is a predicted model, not a curated record.
UUUUCUUCUUUUAGCAUCCAGGCUCCUAAGGAUGUGUCUGUCGGCGUGAUUUGCACCUGCUUCACCCCUCAUGUCGGUGUUCGGUAGCUGAACUGAGCUUUUUUUUUUUUUUUCAAUUGGCGCUGUCAGUAAACCACACAGAAAGCUGUAGACGACGUCAUUUAAUGUCAUCAGAGAGGCGAUAAAGGGCAGCGACUGAGAGGAUGUGGUGAUUCCCCCCCCUUACAAGAUACAGCAGUGAGACAGCAUCUUUACCGGUGACACACCAUUUAACACUACAACUGGACAAGGUCUGCAGGACACCAUGUCGGACAAAAGCGACCUAAAAGCGGAGCUCGAGCGGAAGAAGCAGCGCCUAGCCCAAAUCAGGGAGGAGAAGAAAAGAAAGGAGGAGGAGAGGAAGAAGAAAGAGUCAGACAACCAGCAGAAGGCGGAGGUGACCCCAGAAGAUUCGGAUUUGGAUCGCAAGCGCCGGGAGACCGAGGCCCUGCUGCAGAGUAUUGGCAUCUCCCCGGAGCCUUCACUAGUCCCGACCCCCGUUUCCCCCUCCAAAUCAAUGAGCACGCCCAGUGAGACGGGGAGUCAGGACUCGGCCGAUGGAGGAGCCGCCGGCAGGUUCAGGUCAGGUUUCUCUAAAAACAAGUUCCAAGCACAAAGCUCAAGGACACUGCAGUGGGACACAGACCCCUCUGUGCUGCAGCUGCAGGUGGAUUCAGAGCUCGGGCGCAAAAUGCAAAGGCUGGGGGCCUCGAAGAUCACACAGGUGGACUUCCUGCCCAAAGAGGUUGUCUCUUACWGCAAGGAGACACAGACGCCGUUCACUCAUCUGUGUCAGGUAGAGGAAGAAGAGGAAGAUGAAGAGAUGAUGGAGGCAAAGCCAGGCCCAGAGUUUGAGCAGCGAGAUGACGACGAAAGCAAGGAAACCAAAGAAGGCUUGUUUCCGGUGCUGCGGGAGCUGACAGAGGAGGAGAGGCAGCAGAUCCUCCACUCCUCUGAGUUCCAGAGCUUCUUCGACUGCAGCAUUCGGGUGAUGGAGAGAGCUCUGGCUGAAGACAGCAACAUCUUCUUCGACUACAGCGGCCGAGACCUGGAGGACAAAGAGGGAGACUCGGGCUGCGGCUCCAGUUUGUCCUUCAGUCGACUCUUCUAUGACGAGCACUGGUCAAAACAUCGUGUCGUCACUUGUCUCGACUGGUCCCCUCAGUAUCCUGAGUUGUUGGUCGCCUCCUAUAAUAACAAUGAAGACGCUCCCCAUGAACCGGAUGGCGUUGCCCUGGUGUGGAACAUCAAAUUUAAGAAAGCCACACCAGAGUACAUCUUCCACUGUCAGUCUCCAGUGGUUUCUGUUGGUUUUGCCAAGUUUCAUCCCAACCUGGUGGUCGGUGGGACUUACUCAGGACAGAUCGUCUUGUGGGACAACCGCAGCCACCGUCGGACCCCUGUCCAGAGGACUCCCCUGUCUGCUGCUGCACACACCCACCCUGUGUACUGCGUGAACGUGGUGGGCACCCAGAACGCCAACAACCUGAUCAGCGUUUCUACAGACGGCAGGAUGUGUUCGUGGAGUCUCGACAUGCUUUCUCAGCCUCAGGAGACCAUGGAGCUGGUGUACAAUAAGUCCAAACCCGUGGCGGUGACAGGCAUGGCUUUCCCCACAGGAGAUGUUAACAACUACGUGGUGGGGAGUGAGGAGGGGACUGUCUACACAGCAUCCAGACAUGGCAGUAAAGCAGGCAUCUGUGAAAUAUUUGAGGGGCACCAGGGGCCCGUGACGGGCAUCAGCUGCCACGGCGCGGUGGGCACCGUAGACUUCUCCCACCUCUUCAUCACAUCCUCCUUCGACUGGACCGUCAAACUCUGGAGCACCAAGCACAACAAACCCCUGUAUUCUUUUGAGGACAAYGCUGAUUACGUGUACGAUGUCAUGUGGUCGCCUGUGCAUCCUGCCACCUUCGCCGCCGUGGACGGCAUGGGCCGCUUAGACCUGUGGAACCUCAACAACGACACGGAGGUGCCAACAGCCAGCGUGACCAUUGAGGGUGCUUCAGCUCUGAACCGGGUCCGCUGGUCAUCAGGAGGGAAGGAGGUGGCUGUGGGCGACUCAGAGGGCAGAGUUUGGAUCUACGAUACGGCAGAGCUCUCCGUGGCUCACCCCGAUGACUGGGCUCGCUUUGCUCGCACCCUGAUGGAGAUCCGCGCGAACCGGGCCGACGGCGAGGAGGAGGGACCUAUGGAGCUGGCUUCAUAGAACAAUACCGUGGAACCAAAAAAAAAGGGCGCAGGAAUCAGAAACCGUGUGUGCUUUCUUUGACGUCAGUGUAGCAUGUUUCGUUUCUCUACUUUUAUGUACUCAUUACAAACGAGGCGGGGCUUUUUUUUAAGUGUUUUUAUUUAUUUUAAGGACAUUGUUCUGAAAAUAAGUGACAUCUACUGAUUUGUCUGUUAGUAUUUAUUUGUCUCAGGUGGUGUGUUGCUUGCAACUCGUGAGCCUACAGUAKAUAAAGUGUUGGUCUUAUAGCCUUAUAAAAUUAUGUGUACUGUAACAAAGCUUUGCACUAUGUUAAAAAUGAAGCAGGGUUAUAGGCUUGUUGUGUGUUGUUUACAAAAUACGAUGAUCAUCACUUUCUUUUCCUUGUUUUGAAUCUGCAUGCAACACAUAGCUGCAAUGUUCCGGUUGCAGAAACAUGGCGCUUUACGUUACGGCGCGUCGUAGCUGCUUUAGGUUUCAGUCAGUGUGUCGGAAACUGAAUGACGUGUGCUUUUCUGUACUGAACAACAGCUUCGACCGUGUAUUCGAUAAUAGACUGUAACUGUGAACAGGAGGUGUGUUGUAACGCGGAGUGAUGGCUGUGAAACCUGCUGUGGUUAUUAUUAAAACAGAACCAACAAACU